AAGGAACUCGAGCUCGUUGUUUUCUCCACGGCAACAGAAACACGUUGUCUCUGCAGAUAUUGAUCCUUAGUGAAGCGACUUGUGGAUUUGUACGGGUCGCUCUGCAGGCAUGUCGAAACUGAAGCUGAUAUCAGUAGUGGACACUCAGUAUCCAGGAUCACUGUUGAAGAACAUCAACGAUGAGCGCCACAACGGUUUAUUCUGUGAUGUCACCAUAGUCGUGCAAGACCGCAAGUUCAGGGCACACAAAUGUGUCCUGUCUGCCUCAAGCACCUACUUCCGACAACUGUUUUCCGUCGCUGGAAAAGUUGUAGAGCUGAACUUCAUAAAGGCAGACAUAUUCGACAUGGUCCUUAAUUACAUUUACACUUCUCAAAUGUUCAGAGUUCGAUCGGACAGACUUGAAGACCUAAUUAACGCCGGUCAAAUUCUGGGUGUGACGUUCAUAGCUAAUUUAGCGAUCCCGCUAGCACAAGUCAAGGGAUUACCCGGCCUGUCCAAAGAUGGCGACAACAACAUUGUCAGCUCUCCAGAGAAACCUGAGGAUGGAGGAGUGAAUAUGCCCAUCAUUACUGAGACCUUCUCACUGUCUGCCGAGGAGUUCAACAUGACUGGUGCAAAUACAGAAAAAGAGGACUCAGACAGCGAUGAUGUCCUGUUUGUGUCAAAAACUGAAGCCCCGCAAGCUCAAAAGACUAAAAUAUCAGAUGUUCAUAAAAAUAUCGAAGGAGCACCAGAAACUAAAAAACAGAAAGUCACAAAUGAGGAAGGAGUCGCCUCUAAAAGCUCAAUACCCCAAGAAAAGAAAUCGUCAGAAAGAAACGCAUCACUCCAAAAUAACCUUGAUCCAGACGUUGUGAUCCUUUCAAGUACUGAAAACAGUAGCAGUAUUCUCACUUCACCAGUAGGAACAGGCUCAAAUAGCAAUCCCAAACCCCCAGCCUGUCCAGACAGCGUCCCUUCAGAUCCUCAAAACGUCUCGCUGCCUUCAGACAACAUCGAAGUCCUCGGUGUCCAAAAGAAAAAGGUCCUGCUAGAGCACUCCCCUGAUCAUCCUGGGAAGAUCACACUGUCGGAUGUAAGGUCAUCAUGUAGUAGCAGUAACGGACCAACCAACGUAAUCCCAGCACUUUCGGUGAAGAAGACAAUAACAUUAGACAAAGCCUCGGAAAUUGAUUCUCUAUCGCCAGGUUGUAAAGUGUAUGCCAACAUAGGUGAAAACACCUACGACAUCGUUCCUGUCAAAGACGAUCCCGGGGAGGGAGCAGCUCCAGGUUGCAAGUCCCAAAUACAACCCGACUCUCCCAACACAGCCAGUCUCUCACCAAAAUCAAAGAAGAAAUUCAAGCCAGAUCAGGAGGAUCACUAUGAAAUUAUCAUGGACGGAAAGACAUUUUUCGUGUGCAUUGUUUGUAAACGCCCGUACGUUUGCCUGACGAGCCUUAGACGGCACUUUAACACUCAUUCUUGGGAGCGAAAGUAUCCGUGCCAUUACUGCAACAAGGUAUUCGCCCUGGCCGAGUACAGAACCAAACACGAAAUCAGUCACACGGGGGAACGGCGGUACCAGUGUUUACUGUGCAACGAGAUGUUUCUCAAUUAUCAGAUUUUGUCCACCCACUGCAAGCAAGCGCACAACCAAGACCCUUCUGGAAGGAAAGAGAAAGACGACUCGGCCAACAACUUGUAUCGGCUGCUGCCUUGUAAAACGGUGCAGUUCAAACCAUAUUCGUUUGUUUCUGACGAGUCAGGGGGAAGUCCGGUGAUUGGUGAAGACGGGACAAUCCAAUACGUAAACUCGGAAAAGGAGCACUGUACCAACCAGCCACUUCCAUCUAACCAAAGCAAAGCACUGAACUGGGAUGACAUCUUUGUAGAAUCGGAAGGACAAAAUGCUCGCCCUGCUCCACCUCCACAGCCUGUCGACCAAAUAAAUGCCCCGGCCAGGAAUGAAUUUGAGUUUGUUAUACCAGAGACAUACUGAGCACACUUGCUCAGCGAUCUGGCUCAGGUGCCUUCUUCAUUUCUUUGUGUUUUAUUUGAAAGACAGGUUGUUGUUGCUCUUCUGUGGAGGCCUGUUUCUGUAGCUGGAUAAACUAGUGAUGAAGUGACUGACUCUUUCUGAAAAUUUUCUUGUACAAUUUCGAGUUUGUAUUUGAUUAUAUAGAAUUUUUGUUUACCUUAAAAGUCUGAAUUUCUGAGGGAGAAGAAUAGCAAGAAAAUAACUCAGAAUUGCAGGAAAUAAUUUGUAUCUCACAAUUCUGACUUUUUUAUUCCAAAUUGGGACAAGGCUUAUGACUUUUUUGUUAUAAUAAUUUUAUAUAGUUUUUAGACAAUAAUUUUGUUAUUUAUUGCAAUUGCAAGUCUAUAUCUCAUUAUUUUAAUACAAUCUCACAAUUCUGAUCAGAAAAAGUCACAAUUAUAAAAAUAUGAG
Danio rerio (zebrafish) is the source of this 2434-nucleotide messenger RNA. It is a transcript of the gene zbtb33, whose product is annotated as zinc finger and BTB domain containing 33. The record is from RefSeq and is marked provisional. Gene Ontology annotation, cellular component: nucleus. Lineage: Eukaryota; Metazoa; Chordata; Actinopteri; Cypriniformes; Danionidae.